AAUAACGCGGGCUAGUCCCCCUCCGCCCGAGGAGAGGGAAACACGGCUCAAGUCCGGGUGCUGUCUGCUUUCAGACGGACGCACGAGACCACCUUGCCGUUCGCGUCUCCGUAAGGCGAGGAGCAGACAAAAACAUAAGAACACGGUACACCCAAGACAUCAAAGGAAACAACGGAGACGUCAUCCGGACACGAAGCUAGAAGUACUCCCUCCUCCUCGCGACAGCUCUUCUUUCUAUCGCCCCGUUCACCCCCUCCCCUCAAGAGGACGACCACCCAUAGAACACCCUGCUGGACCAGCUUCGUCAAUAAGCGAUGCACCUUGUACUUCUAAAGAAAUCGACAACGACGUUUUUCAUAUUUUUAUGACAGCCAUUGUCCUUCAUCGCUGCGUUGACUCAACGUUAUUAAGACUACGGACGCUUUUUCAAGUAUUGACACUAUUAGGCUAACGGGUUUCAGGGCUGAGGAAAAUCUCAUCCCUUGAAGCGAACAUCAGUUAGGCGGUUUGCUGUUGGGUUAGUUCUGUCUUGCUCGAUUUCGGCGGCUUUUCAAAUCUUUUUGAAGUCUUUUUCAAAUGUUUUAAGCUUCCGAACAGUUUUCUCAUUUCUUCUCACUCUGCUUAAUUCAUAACGACAAUGGUCUGACAGUCGACCGCUAUAGACAAUGCUACAUUUCUAAGCUAACGCUGACAGUGUCAGUAUUCUCUCGCACUGAAACAGUGCGGCUCGUAUUAAAACGGGACGCUUUUACUACAGAAAGGAAUUCGAGAAAACGUUCUGAGUGAAAAGUUUCGGGAGGAGAGGAGUGCUUUCAAGUCGGAGCCAUCUCGGCCAUAUCCACAAGAUUUCUUCAAAGUAGGUUGGAGGCCCUGGGCCGCAGCUAUGCUCUCCUUGGACGAGCCAUUGGACCUGAAGCUGCCCCGGGGGCGUGCAAAUGGGCGGGACAGGAGCUCCAGGUCACCACCCACUCUCACCCCAUCUCCAGUACAUGCUAAGAAGGCUGGGCAGCUGCGAAUGGCUGAUGAUGGAACAGCUGUCAUUGUUCCAGCCUCUCCUGCCUCCCCUCACACAGGUAUUCCCAUGGUGCCCCAGGAGAAGCCUGAACCCCCCACGCCCCCCGCAGUGGACCUCAGCAUGUCCCCUUCCUCACGCCACACUGUGUGCUCCACUGAGCUUACUAAUGGAAAUGGCUCUUCCCACAUCUUUCCAGGAGACUCGGGUCAUAUCCGUUAUGUCGAAGGAGGGGCUUCCUCUCAAGCCUUUCAGUUUUUUGUACCAAUUGGUGGUGGGGGAGGGCUCCACCUACCAUCCAUGUUUAUUGGCCAGCCCAAGGACAAGCGAGCCUCUCCUGAUUUAUCAGCAGAUGAACAGCUGUCUUGUCGUUGGAGGAAGUGUCAUUUGCUUUUCGACACUUUACAAGACCUGGUGGACCAUGUCAAUGACUUCCAUGUCAAGCCUGAAAAGGAUUCUGGGUAUUGUUGCCAUUGGGAGGGCUGUGCACGCAAAGGGCGGGGCUUUAAUGCAAGGUACAAGAUGUUGAUCCACAUUCGCACGCACACCAACGAGAAGCCCCACCGUUGUCCUACUUGCAAUAAGAGCUUCUCACGCCUGGAGAACCUCAAGAUCCACAAUCGUUCACACACAGGAGAGAAGCCCUACAUUUGCCCCUAUGAAGGCUGCAACAAACGCUAUUCCAACUCUAGCGACCGCUUCAAGCAUACACGCACCCACUACGUGGACAAGCCCUACUAUUGCAAAAUGGUGGGUUGCCUGAAGCGAUACACAGACCCCAGCUCUCUGCGGAAGCACAUCAAGGCCCAUGGGCAUUUUGUGGCCCAAGAGCAGUCGGGUUCUGGCAGAGUGGGUUCCCUGGUGAAAUCAGCCCAGAUUGCAGGAGCAGGGAAAGAAUCUGAGCUGACCUACGUCAGCGGAGCCCACAUCAUCAUUCCGAGUGCUGCAGCUGCUCUCCUAGGUGGCCACAGCUUACAAGGCCUAGGGGCUUCCUUGCCACUGUCACCUCUCAGCCCUCAGCCUUUAGACUUGAGCACUCUUGGGAGCCCCAGCUCCCCUCCAGCUGGUCUUGCUGGAACCCCAAUCCUGUCUUUCAACGGCUCACCACUUGGCCUGGCCAAGUCACCCCUGCUGUCUCCUGCAUUCUCAUCCUCAGCCCUGGGCUUGCCUAUGGUGCCUGUGCUGGGCUCGGACCGCGGAGGGCACAGCAAGGGCAGAGGCAGGGGUGAGGAGGGAGAUGAUGAGAGGCCUGGGGGCGUGCUUAACCUCUCCACAGGAGCAUCUCAUGAUCCUCUGUCUUGGGUGGUCAUCCCUUCGGGCCCAGUUGUGCUGAAGCCAGCUGUGGUCAACUGAUUCCCUCUGCAUUCCAGAGGAGGGGGAGGCACAGGUGUCAGAGGUAACUGUGGAACUACUGCAACUAGUACCACCUGCUGGACAUUCGUUUUACUGCACCCUACUAGUCAGAGCUUUUUUUUCUUUUACUAUUUAAGCAUCAUGUGGCAAAAUGGAAGCCCUUUAAUUGACACAGCACAAUGUUUUUGUGUUAAAAGCGACCCUUUUCAGACGCCGCUGUUGAAAGCAGUCACCAGUGUGUUACAUAUAUAGACACAAAAGAACAUGCACGCACACAUAGAAUGGUGGGUGCAACAAACCAUUUCAUCAAUGCAGUAUUCACCGCACAAUUUUACCCAUAUCAAGGGAAAUGCACGGUGCCAAAAAGUCUGUCCAGAGGACUUAAAUACAGAUAGUUAUCUGAAAAAAAUAUAUAUUUCUCUUUUACAAUGUAGUCAGAUGUUUGUUUACAUAAACUUAAAUCCAAUUUUAAGAGUGUAGACUUCUCUUCACCUAAAAUCAGAUGUCUCUCCUCAGGACAAGCAUUCCAUUUUUUGACAGAGUUUUAGAACAUUCCUUAUUGGCUGGAGUCACUGGCUGCCAUUAAGGCUUUCAAGAUACCAGAAAUGGACAGUUGUUACAUUAUCAAACAUUCCAACUGACUUGUAUUUCUUCCUCCUGUACUUGUACUCACAACUUUUGUCCCAGCUCAGUCUUAUAAUUCCAGAAUGGUUACAUUACAUUUGAGAAAACUACAGUUAUUUAUGUUUGUUAUAUUAUUUGGACGAAACAUUUUCUGAUGUUGACGUUGCUUUGUCAUAGUCUCUACUAUCGCUGCUUUGCAUUCAGCUUUUUGUCACAGAUGAGUUAGGAUGGAGGGAUGAAAAUUAGGCAUGAAGAGAGGGAUGGUCCUUUCAUUGGGUCGUGCAAAGUUAUAACAAGUGGUUUGACUUGAAUGACCCAAUUCCCAUAGAGUUUCAUGUCAAGCCCACAUGAGUAGGCCAAUGGUCCAGGAGGCUGUCUGUAAUAGUUGAUUAAGGACACUUCUCAGUGUCUCUUCCCACCAGUGAUGUCAGCGAUAAGAUUAACAUUUCAGCACAAACCUCAGUGUUCCUAAAACCAGGACAUAUGCUAACUGAAGACCCUUCACCAGACUGAAGUUAUCAGUGCCGUAGCCGAAAGUCACCUACCUUUUUCCUUUUUAAAGCAGUUCUAAAAACUGACCGUGGCAGCUGCCUGCACAUGUGCCUGACUUAGAAACUAAGUCACUGAACCUUUCAUGCCUCCAUUUUUUGUUCACAGAUUAAAGAAAAACAAUGCUGCUUUACACAAAGCUUACCAGACAAAGGAAACACAUUCGCAAACACCAUAAACAUACAGUCCCUUCAGUGUGUUUCAGGUAUUGCUGAGCAGAGAAGUUGUCUCCACGACCCAGCCAUGUCCUGCAUUCUUACAAUCAUGAUUAAUACUGUUCUCGCAGUUCAUCCAAGGCCAUGACCCCUGGUAGUGUGUCAGUGAUGCAAGAUGAUGUUAUUAGGGACCAUUCCUAUGUUACCACUCAAAGACUUCAGGAUUCUUUUCUACCCUCCACCCUUGUUUCCUCUCUGUGUCACUCAGAGGCCGGUCCAUGCCUGUCAUUUGAGAAAGUUGAUAAUGACACAGACCCUUCAGGGUCUACAUCAUUCAAAUAUUAAAUAAGCUGUUUGAUUCAUUAACCCUUUGAGCACUCUGGAGAAGCCUACACUAGGGAAAAUAAGCUUUGAUGAAGCGAUUACGGACAUGGUUGUUAAUAUACAUUAGCAAUAAUCAAAAUGGCUUGGACAGUGUUAUAGUUAUGCAGUGAAUAUUUUAUUUACAAUUUUUGACGCAGUAACCAUCUUUGCAAUCCUGUCAGUUUUAGACUUGACCAAGAGGCAGCCCAUAUACGGUACAAUAAGCAUCACUGUAACUAAGUGGUCAUCUAAGAACACUAAAGUGACAAGACAAUGUAGAGUGAUGUCCCUUUUAAAGACUGAAAAUGCAACCAAAUAAAAACAAAACAGUUUAAGUGCCACAGUGGUGCACAAAGGGUUAAUGCACGACUAUGGCCAGGAAAGGCCGGUAUCCAGUUUCUUUUCUUUUUGCACAUUGAAAUAUUUUAAUGUCAGUAUUUUCUUUUUUUUCCAAGUGCCUUUAUUGUAGGUGAAAUGUAGAAGUAAAAAUACAGUAUAUGAAAAAUAAAUAUAUAUAAAUAUAUAUAUAUAUAUAUUUUCUCAGCAUCAUGUUCUGAAGCCGAACAUGCAGAAUAUCAGAGUUGUAAAAGUCUCCAAUUGGUACAACAUAGGUGUUUGUGCUCCUGUUUUAGAGGAAUUUUAUUACGAUAUUGAUAAUGACAUCAAUGAAAACAAAUGUUUAAUAAAGUUGCAUUUGAUAUAUUGAA
Molecule: messenger RNA, 4763 nt
Organism: Pygocentrus nattereri (red-bellied piranha)
Lineage: Eukaryota; Metazoa; Chordata; Actinopteri; Characiformes; Serrasalmidae
Gene: glis2b
Product: GLIS family zinc finger 2b
Exons: 8
Coding region: 884-2365 (493 amino acids)
Biological process (GO): regulation of transcription by RNA polymerase II; smoothened signaling pathway
Cellular component (GO): nucleus
Molecular function (GO): DNA-binding transcription factor activity, RNA polymerase II-specific; RNA polymerase II cis-regulatory region sequence-specific DNA binding
Source: RefSeq, a predicted model, not a curated record